AUGACGGUGCGCCCCGCUGCCGCUUCGGUGCUUGUAUUCAGCAGGCUUGUCAGCAUCCUUCAACACAGUCGUGCUCACCAUCCGUGUCUCGCCUAUUCCACAGAGCGCUCUGCACAGACCAUUGGCGAAUACAUCAUGUACAAGACCAUUGGCAAAGGCAAUUUUGCACGCGUCAAGCUGGCCAAGCACAAGCUGACCAAUGUUGAGGUGGCAAUCAAGGUCAUUGAUAAGACUAGGCUCAAGGAAUCUCACAUGCUCAAGGUCAUGAGAGAAGUGCGCAUCCUCAAGAUGCUGAAUCACCCAAACAUUGUCAAGCUCUACGAAGUCAUUGAUACUCCCAAAUACCUCUACCUCGUCAUGGAGUAUGCGUCCGGUGGCGAAGUCUUUGAUUACUUGGUGUCCCACGGUCGCAUGAAAGAGAAAGAGGCCCGCAUCAAAUUUCGCCAGAUUGUCUCGGCACUGCAAUACUGCCAUGCCCGGGGUAUCGUCCAUCGUGACCUCAAGGCCGAGAACCUGCUGUUGGACAAAGACCUGCAAAUUAAAAUCGCCGACUUUGGCUUUGCAAACAUGUAUGAGCCGGAUCAAAAGCUCAACACCUUCUGUGGUAGUCCGCCUUAUGCCGCCCCAGAACUCUUUCAGGGUCGCGAGUACACUGGCCCAGAGGUUGAUGUCUGGAGUUGUGGCGUCAUUCUUUUCACCCUCAUCAGCGGAGCUUUACCCUUUGACGGAUCAACCCUCAAGGAACUGCGUGAUCGCGUGUUGAAGGGCAAAUAUAGGAUCCCUUUUUACAUGUCCACUGAGUGCGAACGGCUUUUAAGAAGAUUUCUCGUCUUGACACCGUCCAAGCGCUGCAACCUGACACAAGUCAUGACCGAUCCUUGGAUCAACACGGGCUUUGAAGAUAGCCCUCUGACACCCUACGAGCAUCCCACCCCAGAUCUCCGCGAUCCCGAGCGCUUUGCUCUGCUGGAGAAGCUCGGCUUUAAUAAGGAAGAAGUUAUCAGCUCCCUUGAGCGUGAUCUGUACGACCAGCACACGGCCGCCUAUUUGCUGCUGCCUUUUGCCAGCCCAGACACUUUUAAGCAACACACCAAGCCUGCUCAGACAGCUCGGCCAGCAACGGCAGCAGGCGACCAGACCAAGUCGCCUCGCGCAUCAGCACCCAACGCCCUGGCUGGAUCUUCGGCCUCAGACCAAGUGGCUCCGACACGAGCCAUGCCCACCGCUGGGGGUUCACGAGUGGACCGCCUCAAGCAAUUCCAGCGCGCUGGUUCCGGUGGCGCUCCCCCUGGCCGAGGCAAAGCCUUGCCCGCCAUCCCCAAUGCCCCGCGCCGUCACACUGCCUCCUCGGCUACUGCUGUUCGUCCAACGAUCAAGUCAAAGACGGUGGCUGUUCCCGUGGAGCAACUUGCCGCAACGCACUUGAGUGCAUCUACGGCAGGCGGACCGUCAACUCAUUCUACAUCACCAAACAAAUCUUCGGCACUUUCCCAGAGCUUGCGCGGUACCCGUCGUCGCCGCACCAUCACAGAGGGUGGCGAGGCGCCCUCUGAGGACGGCGAGUCGGGUGUCCUCAACCGCAUGCGCCGAGGCUUGCGACAGUCGUUCCGCCGUGCAUCCUCAACGGGGGCGCCAAAGCCCCGUGCGCUGCGUUUUACGUUUAGUAUGACCAAUACCAGCACGAAGGAACCCGAGUACAUUCUGCAGGAGCUAAAACGGGUUCUCGCCCUGAACGAUGUCAUCUUUGAAAAUUCGGAUGACUUUUGCCUGCUGUGCGAGCAUGGCGAUAUUGUGUUUGAGAUGGAGGUUUGCAAGCUACCACGCUUGCUCAUGAAUGGCAUUCGUCACAAGCGUAUCUCAGGCUCAUCUUUGGAUUAUAAGAACAUUUGCACCAAGGUGCUCAAUGAGACACAAUUAUAGGGAAUGGAGAUUUUUGUGCCCCCUCGCGGUGGCUCUUUUUUUUUAGGACGUCAUGUUGUGUUUUGAAAGUUUGAACCGUUGUAUUGACUAUCUUCCAUGUGCGGCACUUGCUGUUUUUCGGCGGGUGUACUUUUGCUUUCCCAUGGCCAAACCCCC
This is a messenger RNA of Monosiga brevicollis MX1, 2076 nucleotides long. RefSeq lists its product as uncharacterized. Bases 1 to 1920 code for a protein of 639 amino acids. Gene Ontology annotation, biological process: protein phosphorylation; microtubule cytoskeleton organization; intracellular signal transduction. Gene Ontology annotation, cellular component: cytoplasm. The transcript has 16 exons. The record is from RefSeq and is a predicted model, not a curated record. Gene Ontology annotation, molecular function: tau-protein kinase activity; ATP binding; protein serine/threonine kinase activity. Lineage: Eukaryota; Choanoflagellata; Craspedida; Salpingoecidae.